Messenger RNA from Salvelinus namaycush (lake trout), 2383 nucleotides. RefSeq names its product par-6 family cell polarity regulator gamma a (gene pard6ga). Gene Ontology annotation, biological process: regulation of cellular localization; establishment or maintenance of cell polarity; centrosome cycle. The transcript is spliced from 3 exons. Gene Ontology annotation, molecular function: protein kinase C binding. The record is from RefSeq and is a predicted model, not a curated record. Lineage: Eukaryota; Metazoa; Chordata; Actinopteri; Salmoniformes; Salmonidae. Gene Ontology annotation, cellular component: apical plasma membrane; cell cortex; nucleus. Bases 155 to 1453 code for a protein of 432 amino acids.
AGCAGUAACUCCUCCCGCAGAAGUACGGGAAAACGGCUUUGUAUGAAGAAGUGUAACUUUACGCACAGGCAGCAGACAGUGGAUCAAACUGAACCCACAGACGUAGUAGUCUACAACCCACACAGAACCCGGUGGGGCUCUGAAGAAUAAGAAAAUGAAUCGGAGCUUAAGUAAAUCGCAGUCUUCUUUGCAGUAUCGUGCGACAGUGGAAGUGAAAAGCAAAUAUGGAGCAGAGUUCAGAAGGUUUUCCAUUGACCGCUCCAACCCUGGGGAGUUCCAAGAUUUCUACAAGCUCAUCCUGUGCCUGCACCGUCUAACCAGCAUUGAUGUCAUAAUUGGCUAUGCAGAUAUCCAGGGAGAGCUACUACCCAUCAAUAACGAUGACAACUUCUGCAAGGCCGUGUCCACUGUUCCCACCUUACUGCGGAUCUUCAUACAGAGACAAGAGGAAGUAGACGACAAUACCUUCUGCCCCAAUGCCACUGUGACACGCCGGAGGAAGGUGCCAGUGAUCCCUCUCCCACGCGGCGACGUGAACCGCAAAAGGCCCACGGUCCACAUCAGCAGGCCGCAAGACUUCCGUCCCAUCUCGUCCAUUAUUGACACAGAUUUCCUGCCCGCAUCUCAGCGCCGGGUGCGCCUUUACCGCCAGGGCUCAGAGAGGCCCCUGGGGUUCUAUAUCCGGGAUGGGACCACUGUGAGGGUGACUCCCCACGGCCUGGAGAAGGUACCUGGGAUCUUCAUCUCACGGCUGGUCCCUGGAGGCCUGGCUGAGAGCACAGGGCUGCUGGCGAUCAACGACCAGGUGCUAGAGGUGAAUGGGAUUGAGGUGAUGGGCAAGGUGUUAGACCAGGUGACAGACAUGAUGAUCGCAAACAGUCACAAUCUUAUCAUUACGGUGAAGCCGGUGAACCAGCGUAAUAACAUAGUGCGUACCGGCAGCUGGAUGUCGGGGAUAAACUCAGGCAGUGUCAGCUCUUUAGACUACCAGAGUUACCACAGCAUGCCCAUCUGUGUGGGAGCCUACAGCUUCACUGAUGACGAGCUGCAGAGCGACGAGGACUUGGACAUUGUGAUUGAGAGAAGACUCAGAAACUCAUCCCGUCGCUCCAGUGCCUCCACCUCCACAGCCUCUCGUUCCCAGGCUUGGUCCCAGCCCCAGCAGAGUCCUAGGCCUUCUCCUAGGCCAUCCACCCGGCGCCCUCCCCGUCGGCCUUACUCUGUCAUCUCCUCAACCUCCUAUCACUCACAGCCCAGCCUCACUAACCUGAACCUCAGACUGAACCGAGACCUGACCCUGCAGCAGCACUAUGGCAGCAGCCCAGCCAUCAGGGAGAUGAAUGGAGGUGUGUUUAACCACAGCAGCCUGCUCACCCUGAGGACAGAGCUACGACGCAGCCUGGUGCUACAGAGGGGAGGGGUGGAGGAGGACGGAAUGGUCAUCACCUUGUGAUUCUACUGUCAGAUUCUAGAACACUACAAACCACAGGGCGAUGCUGGGGGGAGGACGGAAUGGUCAUCACCUUCUGAUUCUACAGUCAGAUUCUAGAACACUACAAACCACAGGGCGUUGCUGGGGGGAGGACGGAAUGGUCAUCACCUUCUGAUUCUACAGUCAGAUUCUAGAACACUACAAACCACAGGGCGAUGCUGGGGGGAGGACGGAAUGGUCAUCACCUUCUGAUUCUACAGUCAGAUUCUAGAACACUACAAACCACAGGGAGGGGAGGACGGCACAUAAAAAUGGCCAGAAUUAAGUGAAUGGUAUGGUAUAAAACACGUGUUUGAUGAAAUCACGUGUUUGAUGUUUUUGAUACCAUUCCACUCAUUCUGCUCCAGCCAUUACCACAAGCCUGUCCUCCCUAAUUAAGGUGCCACCAACCUCCUGUGCUACAGACACUGCCAGCCUUUGUUAUACCUUUUCUAUACUUGAGACUGAGGAGACGUUUGUUAUUGGCUGGGUCCCAAAUGACACCCCAUUUCCUAUAUAGCGCACUGCUUUGACCUGGACCCUGGUCACAAGUAGUGCACUAUAAAGGGAAUAGGGUGUUGAUGAUUCAUUGUGAAUUCAGGGAUCUGACAUUUAGAACCCACUUAAAUGUUGUCCCUCUCAGCGUCAGUCUCUCAGCACAUUUGAAACCACAAAGCGGAGCGCCUCAGCAUUUAAUAUGGAAAUAGUCAUGAAACACCAUUAUGUAUUAUUAGUAAAUCCAGUUUUGGCACUUGUUGUUAUACUGUGAAUGUACAUGGCCUUUAUAUGUACUGCUGAUGCAUUGAGUAGAGGGAAUGUAUUAUUAAAGCUACAGCACUGUUGUGGUUCUAUUAUGUCUCCCAAGUGGCACAGCGGUCUAAGGCACUGCAUCUCAGUGCUAAAGGUGUCACU